Molecule: messenger RNA, 1203 nt
Organism: Rhododendron vialii
Lineage: Eukaryota; Viridiplantae; Streptophyta; Magnoliopsida; Ericales; Ericaceae
Product: F-box protein At4g18380-like
Exons: 1
Molecular function (GO): protein binding
Source: RefSeq, a predicted model, not a curated record
GGGAGAAACUUGUCAGGAAUUACAGUGUACAGAGAGAGAGAGAGAGAGACUGCGCUGGGCGAUGAAGAAGAAGAAGUAGAAGCAGAGAACCAGUUCCAGCGUUUGCCGGACGACCUCGUACUCAACAUCUUCGACAAGCUCUUCGACGUCAAAUGCCUAUGCAGAUGCUUCGUGGUCUCCAAGCGAUUCUCUUCCCUCAUCCCUCGCGUCCAAACACUCUCUGUCGACACCAAUAUCUUGAAUUCCAAUUGGAAAUCCAUUUCCGAUUUCCGCGACGAGAAAGACAAUAGUAAUAAUACCCAGGACUUGAGUUUCCUCGGAAAAUUCUCGGAAAUCUUCGUCGACGGCUUGGUGGCCUUCGAACCCCUUCGCUUCCUCCCCGAUCUCGUUCCCUUUCCAUCUGCUUUGGUGUUCCACUUGAAACAGGUUCGGUGUCUCGAUCUCCAGCUUUUCUCCGAUUUCAGCUGUGACGAUGACUCUGUUUUUAAAUGGGGGGCCAAAUUCACCCCUGAACUUGACGGUGUCACGUUUCUCUACGCAACAUCUCUCUCUAAAACGAUGAAAUCCGAAGCAGAAGAAGAUGGAGAUGAAACUGAGAAUGAGAUAGCCCAGGAAGAGGUUUUUCGUCGAGUAAAACUAGCCAUGAGGUGCUUAAAAUAUGCCGUGUGGUGGCUAGGAGUCUUCCGUCAUGUUCUCGCGAAAUUCCCGAUGCUGGAGAGCGUUACCAUCACGGAUUGGAAGAACAAGGGGGUGAAGCUCUGUUUGGGUGCUGAAAAGCUUGUCGAGUACAGGAAUCGUUUCCAUUCAUGCGAAAGGACCAUGGCAUGGAUACAAGGGAACGUUCAAGAGAUCAUAAGGGCUGGGUAUGAGCCUAUUUUACAGCUGCCGAUUUUGGAUAUGUGAUGAAAGGGGUGACCAUUUUUAACUACAAAAUUUCUGAUGUUUUUGAUGCUGAUACGGCCAUGUUGGAUGCGUUUUCGGAGGAACAAGGUCCUUUUUUGGAAGCCGUGGUGCAGAUUCUGAAAAAGCACAAGGACUGUAUCAAGGAAUUGCUCUAGAACUAUAAGUGAUGCUAUGUUUGAAUCAUGACUUUACUUCUUCUUCUUGUUACUGCUUUAGUUUCAAUUACCGACUAAGAAGCUUCGCGUGCAACGCUAGUCAGUUGAAUAUAAGACUAACCAUAAUAGGAGUUUAUUGAGCAAA